GCAUGCGCGGCGGGGCCGGGCUCAGCUGAGCCGGAGGCUGUGAGCUGCCAGCCGCGCGGCCCCGGGAGGCGGUGGGCCCUGGCCACCGCGGAGGCCCCCGGAGCCGGCCGGAGCCGGCGCUGAGGAGGGGCCAUGAGCUGGUUCAACGCCUCACAGUUGUCCAGCUUCGCCAAGCAGGCCCUGUCUCAGGCCCAGAAGUCCAUCGACAGGGUCCUGGACAUCCAGGAGGAGGAGCCGAGCGCCUGGGCCGAGGCCAUCCCGUACGGCGAGCCGGGAAUAAGUCCCCCUGUGAGUGGAGGAUGGGAUACUUCAACCUGGGGAUUGAACUCAAGCACUGAACCUCAGAGUCCACCAACAGCCGCUCCUAAAGCAAUUACAAAGCCAGUUCGAAGGACUGUAGUAGAUGAAUCUGAAAAUUUCUUCAGUGCCUUUCUCUCCCCAUCGGAUGUCCAGACCAUUCCGAAGAGUCCAGUGGUAUCAAAACCUCCGGCUAAAUCACAGCGUCCAGAAGAAGAAGUGAAGAGCAGUUUACAUGAAUCAUCAUCCCCUGGCCAGUCCAGAACUUCUGAAACAGCUGAGUCAGAAGUGAGAGACUCUGUGUGUGUCUCAGGAGAAACUCCGGCUGUGGGCACUCCAUCCCCUGUGCCUGAAGGCAAGCAUGCAGAAACUGCUAGUCAGGAGUCUGAGGUGAAGGUGCCCACUGUGCGAUUGAAGGCGUCUGAAAAUGUGGUGAAUGUAAACACAACAACAGAAGAUGUAUCUACCACAUCCCCCCAGUCUCUCCCAGCAGACACUAAGGAUACGGCUUUGGAACCUAAGGAACAAAAACACGAAGACAGACAGAGCAAUACCCCUUCUCCUCCUGUUAGCUCCUUCUCGUCGGGCACUUCGACCACUAGUGACAUUGAAGUUUUAGAUCACGAGAGUGUAAUAAGUGAGAGCUCGGCCAGUUCAAGGCAGGAGACUUCAGAUGCGAAAUCAAGUCUGCACCUCAUGCAGACAUCCUUUCAGCUGCUCUCUGCAUCCGCUUGUCCUGAGUAUGGCCGCUUAGAUGAGUUCCAAAAGCUCAACGAGAGUUGCUGCUCGUCGGAUGCUUUUGAAAGAAUAGACUCGUUUAGUGUGCAGUCUCUAGAUAGCCGGAGUGUGAGCGAAAUCAACUCAGAUGACGAGCUGCCAGGCAAGGGCUAUGCUUUAGUGCCUAUUGUAGUGAAUCCUUCGACCCCAAAGUCUGCAGUAGUAGAAUCCCCUGGAGAAAAAGCUGAAGAAGAGGAGGGAAACGAAACGUUGAUUGCACCUUCUGAAGAAGCAGAGUUAGAGGAAAGUGGCCGAAGUGCUACUCCUGUUAACUGUGAACAGCCAGAUUCGUUGGCUUCCCCUACGCCAGUAAACGAAGGGCAGCUUGUCUCCUGCCCGGCCGCUGAGCAGUGUGAAGCUGCUGACAGUCAGCCGGAAGCACUGCCCGAGAAAGAAGACAUUUGCAAGACAGUUGAAUUUCUGAAUGAGAAACUAGAGAAGAGGGAGGCUCAGUUAUUAUCUCUUAGUAAGGAAAAAGCACUUCUAGAAGAAGCUUAUGAUAACUUGAAGGAUGAAAUGUUUAGAGUAAAAGAAGAAAGUAGUAGCAUUUCUUCCCUGAAAGAUGAAUUUACCCAAAGAAUUGCAGAAGCAGAAAAGAAAGUUCAACUAGCCUGCAAAGAGAGAGAUGCUGCUAAGAAGGAAGUGAAAACCAUAAAAGAAGAACUUGCCACUAGAUUAAACAGUAGUCAGACUGCAGACCUCUUGAAGGAGAAAGAUGAACAGAUUCAAGGGUUAAUGGAAGAAGGAGAAAAACUUUCAAAACAGCAGCUACAUAAUUCUAACAUCAUUAAGAAAUUAAGAACUAAAGACAAAGACAGUGAAAAUGUUAUUGCAAAGCUGAACAGGAAAACUAAGGAGCUGGAAGAGGAGUUACAACAUUUAAGACAGGUCCUUGAUGGCAAAGAAGAAGUUGAGAAACAACAUAGAGAAAAUAUUAAAAAAUUAAAUUCUGUGGUAGAACGCCAGGAGAAAGAUCUUGGCCGACUUCAAGUAGACAUGGAUGAACUUGAAGAAAAGAACCGAAGUGCUCAGGCUGCCCUAGAUAGUGCGUACAGAGAACUUACUGAUCUUCACAAAGCCAAUGCUGCUAAGGACAGUGAGGUGCAGGAAGCUGCUUUGAGGCGUGAGAUGAAGGCUAAGGAAGAACUUUCUGCAACACUGGAGAAGGCCCAGGAAGAAGCCCGUCAGCAGCAAGAGGCCUUAGCGCUACAGGUGGGGGACCUUAGGCUCACAUUGCAACGGGCAGAGCAGGCAGCUGCCAGGAGAGAGGAUUAUUUACGCCACGAGAUCAGUGAACUUCAGCAGAGACUCCAAGAAGCAGAGAAUCGAAAUCAAGAACUGAGUCAAAGCGUUUCAACAACAACAAGACCAUUGCUUCGACAGAUAGAAAAUUUGCAAGCAACUCUAGGGUCUCAGACUUCCUCGUGGGAAAUGCUAGAGAAGAAUCUUUCUGAUAGGCUUGGUGAAUCUCAGACUUUGCUAGCUGCAGCAGUUGAAAGAGAACGAGCAGCUACAGAAGAACUCCUUGCCAACAAAAUCCAGAUGUCUUCAGUGGAGUCACAGAAUGCUCUCUUACGGCAGGAAAACAGUAGACUUCAGGCCCAGCUAGAGUCAGAGAAGAAUAAACUACGAAAACUGGAAGACGAAAAUAGUCGGUACCAGGUUGAGUUAGAAAACUUAAAAGAUGAAUAUGUAAGAACACUUGAAGAGACAAGGAAAGAAAAGACACUGUUGUGCAGUCAGUUAGAAAUGGAAAAAAUGAAAGUCGAACAAGAAAGGAAGAAAGCCAUUUUCACUCAAGAAGCAGCUAAAGAAAAGGACCACAAACUCUUUUCUGUUUCUAGUACUCCCACCAUGUCACGCUCGAGCUCUAUAAGUGGAGUAGAUAUGGCAGGGCUCCAGACAUCUUUCCUGUCUCAGGAUGAGUCUCAUGACCAUUCAUUUGGACCAAUGUCUGCAUCAGCCAGUGGAAGCAAUCUUUAUGAAGCUGUAAGGCUGGGAGCAGGAUCGAGCAUUAUUGAAAAUCUGCAGUCUCAACUAAAGCUGAGGGAAGGGGAAAUUAGUCAUUUACAGCUAGAAAUUAGCAAUCUAGAAAAAACUCGAUCCAUAAUGUCUGAAGAGCUAGUUAAAUUAACAAAUCAAAAUGAUGAACUGGAGGAGAAAGUGAAAGAGAUCCCCAAGCUUCGAGUUCAGCUACGAGAUUUGGAUCAAAGAUAUAACACUAUUCUGCAGAUGUAUGGAGAAAAGGCAGAAGAAGCAGAGGAACUUCGCCUGGAUCUUGAAGAUGUAAAAAAUAUGUAUAAAACUCAAAUAGAUGAACUUCUAAGACAAAGGCUCAGUUAACUUGUGAAAUUCGUAUUCCCAUCAAACUGAAUGUAAACACUUAAUAUAUAAAUGCAGACUUCCAAUAAAUUCUUUUAUAGAGUUAGAAAAUGGGAUUUGCUGUAAAGUGUAAAAAAACUUUUUUAAAAAUUCUUUUAUAGUAUGUAGUUAUAUUUGCAGUUAAAUUAUUUUGUGUAAUAUUUGAAUUUUAUUUUUGAAACUAUUCUUUAAAAAAUUUUAAAGCAUUUUUUUUGUGCCUUGAACAGCACAGGGAAUUAUUACUUUAUCCACAUAGCAGUACAGUUAGGAAAGGAGAUUGCUGUUUUCAUAUUAUUGUGGAUAUAUAAUUAAUUGUAUUGUAUCUAUAAUUUAUAUGUGUUUGUACAUAUUGAGAGACUUACAGAGUAAUGUUAACAUUGAAACUUUGAAAUCUUUCACACUGAAAACAUAUUUCUUGAAAGUAUUUUAAGAUUUUAAUUGAAAAGGUAAUUAAGCCUGUGACUAAAUUAUAAACUAAGACUGUCCUUUAAAAGCAGAGGUCACACUGACAUGUCUAAAAUAUAAAGAGAAAUGUAAGCUUAAAAAAUAUGUCUGUUUUGAAAAUUUAUUCCAUGUGGCUUCCACAAUGAAGUGUGAACAAAUGUAGACCCUUUUUAUUACUUUUUUAUUACUUAUCCAAAGAAAGCUUAUAAAUAUUCAAUAUUAGCUACACAUAAUUGGAUAGUGGGAAAUUUUGCUUGCAAUAAAUUUUGACAUAGCAUCAGUAGCAGGUAAUUUUGAAGUAUUUUACUACACUGUGAAACAAAUCUAACAUAAUAAAAUCACUGACAAAAUUUACUCUUAAAAAUUAGUCAAUUUACUUUUUAAAAACUACUUGUUUAAUUUUAUACAGUUGUAUUUUGGGACAUUAAAAAUGAAUGUUUUAAAACACUCUCCAUAGCAAAAGAAAAGUUAUAGGAGUACAUUUAAAUUGGAAAUUUUAUAAUUUUGCAUAGUUUGACUUUUUUUUUAUUCAAGUUUCAAGAAGCAAAAAAAAUAACAAAAAAUGUAGAAUAGCUUCAGAACAUAGUUAUGCACUCUUCCAAAAGUUGCUUUGUUUAAAAGUUAAUCAGGUCGUGUUUUAGACCUGUAAAAUAUUUUGAUUUUAUUACUGAAAAUUAUUUAACUGCUUUUAUCAUAGCCCCUCUUUAUCUAUUCUUUUUGUGGUUCUAGCUAAGGUCAAAAAUAAUCCAAAAAUACAUGGAAAUCCCAGAAGGAGUUUCUAAGUGCAAAGUGUAUGCUGUUCAGAGUAGCCUGCUGAAAUCUCACUGGUUGACUGCAUUUGUCCAGUACAUGCACACCCCCUUGUUAGUCACUGAGCCAUGUCCACCACUGGGUCUACUGUCACAGUGUGGCAGGGCUUGUGUCAGGUAACCCGUCUGUUCUUUAAUGGCCCCACAGUGAAGAAGCUGUGAGAGGGUAGCCAGAGUUCUUCCCUUUAGCAGAAAGAUGAACAUCACUGUUGGCUAUCUUGCUGGAGGUUGGUAGCUUCCACUGUUUCAGGCAUUCAGUGAGGGUCUGAAAUUAUCCUCCCUACAAUGAGAAGACAGGAUUUCAAAUAAAAACUCUACGUUUUAGUUACAUUUUAAACAGUACUCACAGAAUACUGUGAGUAGCCAUCUUGCAGAAUGGAGAAUUUUGGGGGUGAUUCAAGUGACCUUGGUUUUGGUCCUUGUGUUCCAUGCAGUGUUUCUGUCACUGGGUCUCUCUGAUUUGUAGCAUGAGUAAAUGUCCUUUUGGUGAAAGUCACAGUCGUACAAUUAAGUUUCUAUAUUUUAGUGGUAGGAAACCGCUCCUUAACUUUUUUUUCCAGCUUUAAAAUGUUUAAGCCGGGUGGUGGUGGCACACACCUUUAAUCCCAGCUCUUAGGGGGCAGAGGCAGGUGGAUCUCUGUGAGUUCAAGGCCAGCCUGGUCCCAGAUCGAGUUCCAGGAUAGCUUGGGCUACACAGUGAGACCCUGUCUCAAAAAAAACAAACAACAACAAAAAACAGCAACAACAACAAAAAAAUCAACUUUUAACAUUCAGGGGCAGGACAACAAGUCUGACAGCAAUAAAAAUGUAGAGUCUGAAGAGACAGGAAACCUCAAUUUCACAACUCUUGGCAAGCAUUUGAAACUGGUAGUUUGGGAAAUAUAAAAUACUUCUUAAACAAAUAGUUUAAAAAGUGGUAGAGAAAAAAAUUUUGAAAUUAAAAUUUUCUGUAUUAAACUCUAAAUGUUACAAUAUCAACAUUAAAUAUUUUUCUUGGUCCUUAUUAAUAAAAUCAGCUACACUUAAAAUCUUAAAGUGUUUUCAACUUAUUUAUUUAUAAAAUGACACACAACCAUUUAUAUAUAUCACAUGGUCUGCUUCAUCUGCAAAUUAAUAGCUGAUAAUCAAACUGUCUUUAUUUUGACUAAUAUAUAUUUAGACCUUUCAAUACAUUUCAAUUUGGUAAGGGGUACUGAAUAAAUUUCUUAUAAAUAAUCCAGUCGGUGGCAGAACACUUAUUAAAUAUUGGUUGCUCUUUCAUUAAAUUUGCUUAUAUAUCAUUGAAAAUCAUCUACUCAUAUGCUAGUAGAAUAUUCUAGUGCAUAAAAUAGUUUGGAAUUAUGUGCUUCCAUUCCUGAGAAACAAGGAAGAUACUUGGAAUUAAGAGUGUAAGAGGCACGGGCACUUGGUGGUAUCAGAUGCUGGUGCCUCUAGGAGCCUGGGUGGAGAGGCUGCUGCUGCUGCUGCUGCUGCUGCUGCUGCUGCUGGGCCUCUCUUGAGAGCACUGUGUAGCAUUUAGCAUGUAGAAUGUACCAAAUACAUGGUAGUACAAUUCAAAAUAUUCUAAGUAUGGAUGAUUUCUGACUUAGAGGAAUUUGAGUUUUUACAGUUAAGUAAAUGAAAAGAAUAUUCAGUAAGUAUUUCCCCAUCCCUCAAUUAUUUAAUUAAUUGAACGUUUUAUUUGAGUACUUACUAAAAAGCACCUGAUUUGUAGUAUUUAAAAGAAAGCCCCCAGAUUAAAGAAUGAGUGUAAAUGUCUUAUUUUCCUAUUGUUUGUUUAGUAUUAUAUACAUGUAUGUUCUAGGCAAUUACAUUACAUUUUCAUUACAAAAAAGCUGAUCCAAUUUUUCUUAUCUUUGGUCAGUUUGAAACUUAAAAAAAAGCUACAUAUUUUGUAAAGGGCUAAAAGUAUCAUUUAAAUAUAGACUGAUAAAUUAUUUUAAUUCCAAAUGAAAGGUAAUGUAAGUAAGCACGAAUCUGAUUUAAAUAAAGAUUUGAAAGUCUGCUAAUGUAUUUCAUUUUCAUAUAA
Molecule: messenger RNA, 6717 nt
Organism: Peromyscus maniculatus bairdii (prairie deer mouse)
Lineage: Eukaryota; Metazoa; Chordata; Mammalia; Rodentia; Cricetidae
Gene: Tmf1
Product: TATA element modulatory factor 1
Cellular component (GO): endoplasmic reticulum; Golgi apparatus
Source: RefSeq, a predicted model, not a curated record